AUAUAAAUUUUCGAGUACUGCUCUGCUAUAUUUUAAUUUUAGCGCGUAAACAAUGAUUAAUCUCCAAGAGUUUAGUAGUACUAGUACAAAAUAGGGCACACUUGCUACAAAGCUCCAGCUAUGCAACAAAAGAAGAAGAAAUGGCUCCAAAGAACAAGAAGAGAGGCCGAGCAAGCCACCCCAGCUGUGCUAUAUAAGAUCGAUGCAGCUGCUGCCCCAAGAACUCCAGACCUCACAUGCUUUGAUCUCUCCUCUCCCAAUCCUCCUCUUAAUCUCCUCCUCCUCGCCGAGCCCGCGACGCAGAGAUCGCCAUUAUUUUCCGGGGGCUUCGAUCAGAGGAGGAGGAUCAGAGAUUCAGAGGAGGUGCGAGUGAUACAAAUUGGGUCUCGAGCUCUCCAUCGAAUCGAUCUAUCAAUUAAUCAAGCAGCUAGCCGGCGCCAUGAUGAUGAUGGGGUACCUGAGCCUCCGGGCGCCGAGGCAGCUGGCCGGCGGGAGGAGCAGCAGCAACAAGGCGGCGGAGCGGGCGGCGCUGCUGGGCGAGGAGGACGCGGGGGCGGGGGCGGCGGUGCCGAGGGGGUACUUCGCGGUGUACGUGGGCGCGGAGGCGCGGCGGUUCGUGGUGCCCGUGAGCUACCUCUGCCAGCCGGCGUUCCGGGCGCUCAUGGAGCUCGCGGCGGAGGAGUUCGGCUUCGGCCAGGCCGGCGGCCUCCGGUUCCCCUGCCGCGAGGAGGACUUCCUCGCCAUCGUCGCCGACCUCGACGCCGCCCGGGCCGACCGCGCCGAGUCGCGCCACCGCCGCCGGAGCUCCGGCGCCGGCGCCGGCGCGGGCAAGCUCGGCGCCAUGCUCUUCGCCCAUGCGCGCGCGCAGGUCGUGCAGACGUAGAAGAAGAGAAGAGAAGAGAAGAGGAGGAAUUGUUUCUUCCGUCUCUUAAUUUUGGGCUUCCGAGCUGAGCUGAGUUGAGUUCAUUUGGUUAAUUUGGUGUGGUUGUGGCCAUGAAUGAUGGUGUGUACCUUGAUGAUCUCAUAUCCAAUUCACCAUUAGUUUUUAUGACGAUCAAUUAUUUAUGGCCAAAGUUAAUCGACUCGUUGGUUGUAUUUGCUUGAUUUGACGAUGAGAAUCAAUAAAAUGCUUAUUAUAGGGAAAAA
This is a messenger RNA of Brachypodium distachyon (stiff brome), 1146 nucleotides long. RefSeq names its product auxin-induced protein 15A. The record is from RefSeq and is a predicted model, not a curated record. The transcript has a single exon. NCBI's taxonomy places the organism in Eukaryota, Viridiplantae, Streptophyta, Magnoliopsida, Poales, Poaceae. The coding region runs from base 440 to 883 and encodes 147 amino acids. Gene Ontology annotation, biological process: response to auxin.